CACUCACACAAGCUAUCUGGAAGCUGUAUGUCCACAUUCCGCUCGGAGGGAGACACACCCUCUGACCCCGACCGAGGAGGGGAGCUGCUGCCGGGAUGCAGAGAGGAGGAACUCACCGCUGCUGUGGAGACUGAAACCUGAAGAAGAGUCUCAUCUCUCUCCAGCUUCAGACGGAGAAACACCUGCAGCGGACAUGACCGUCACAGCCAAACACUGGACUCCUGAUCCCCAGUGACCCGCAUCACCAUGCCAACCCCCCCAAUCCUCACGGCAACAAGGAGUCCUCGGAGAAAUCGCUAGGUUUACAACCGUGAGCCUUCAUAAAGCUGAUCCAGUCAGAGAAGGAGACAGCAGGCAGGUAGAGAUGCCUUCCCAGCGUGGCGCCCUGCUGAUCUUCUUGUUCCUGUUGAAGAUGGGACCUGUGGGAGCAUGUGUGUGUCCAGAAGCCACUGUUUUAUCCCAGUUUCCCUUUGAGAUACCUGCUGACGCCUGUUGCUUGAACUACUCCGGCUCCACUUUCAGCCAUGUGCACUGGUCUGUGUUUACCAACGAGACAAACAUAAAGACUCUGGAUCUCUCCUUCUGUAAUAUCAGCUCGGUUAAUAUGACCGGUAAAGACGUGUCUACCUUACAGAGGGUUCUCUUGGGUCAUAACAGACUCACAGUGUUGCCGAGGGGGUUUCUAAGCGGGCAGCCGAGGCUAACGGAGGUGGAUUUGAGCGGGAAUCUGAUUCAGGAGCUGCCUGAGGGUUUCCUCCAGGAAUCAGACGUCCUCCAGAAGCUGAAUCUUCAGGGGAACCAGCUUCGCCUCCUCCCAGACUCUGUGCUUGUGAGGCCCCGUCUGCAAACACUGGAUCUGGAUGGGAACCCGUGGGAUUGCUCUUGUUUGUUACUGGAAGGCAUGGAGGACGCUGGGAAGUUGAACAGGACCGUUAAGAUGCAGGAUCUGGUGAGGAACCUGACCUGCGUGACUCCUCGGCACCUGGCCGGCAGGACGGUGUUCUCGGUGAGAAUCAGUGACGUGUGCCGCCCAGCUGGUCUCACCGCGCUCUUCAUCGUGCUGCCGCUCCUCAUCCUCUCUGCCCUGGUGCUCUGCUGGUGCUGCGGGAGGAAGAGGAAGAAGAAGGAAGCAUCAUUAAGCACCUCGAAAAGGAGAGCUACCAACUCCAGUAUCGGCCAGAAGCAUCGCAGCAAGCAGAAACCUACGCCUGGCGAUCAGAAUAAAGCAGAACACAAAGAGGGGAUCCUGAAGAACCAGUUGCUGCUCCGCCCAGCCUCCACCCUGCUGGGCAGCACCAGAGACAUCUACGAAGAGGUGGAGAUUAAGCUGGGUUCGGUGGAGUCUCUUCCUCGUGUGACCUCCAUCUGCUCCUCAGAGGGGAAGCAGGUUCCUCCGGGCUCUGAAGGGACCGAGAAGACCGAGCUGGACACGGUGAGCGUGACGGAGGUGAUGAAGGACUCGACUGACAGAGAGAAGGCGUACCUCACUCAGAGCACCGAGUACUACAGCCUGGUGCCCGGGAUCGAGCUCGAGGACUCGGACUACGGAGAGUAUGAGAACGUCAGCCUCUCGUGACAACAGGUCAAAAUAAUUGCUCAAAUGUAGUUUUUUUUUUUUACAUGAGAAGAUUUUAAUCCUACAUGUUUUUUUUAAAGUUCUCUAAAAUCUAUUUGCUCAAUCAGCUUCUCGGUUUGGAGUCAAACCAAAAACGUUGUUAAGAUAUGAUAAGAUAAGACUUUAUUUAUCCCGAAGGAAAUUGUUGUGCCAGAAAA
This is a messenger RNA of Gymnodraco acuticeps, 1773 nucleotides long. Its product is annotated as leucine-rich repeat-containing protein 38. The coding region runs from base 365 to 1576 and encodes 403 amino acids. Gene Ontology annotation, cellular component: extracellular matrix. Gene Ontology annotation, molecular function: protein binding. NCBI's taxonomy places the organism in Eukaryota, Metazoa, Chordata, Actinopteri, Perciformes, Bathydraconidae. The transcript has 3 exons. The record is from RefSeq and is a predicted model, not a curated record.